AAGGCUGGCACCGCGCCCGGCGGGAGGGGGGCGCCCACCUCCCCUCCCCCCCGCGCCGGGCAUGCGGGGCCCGCUGGGCACCGAGGAGGAGCUGCCGCGGCUGUUCGCCGAGGAGAUGGAGAACGAGGACGAGAUGUCAGAAGAAGAAGAUGGUGGCCUUGAAGGCUUCCACGGCUUCUUCCCUGCGGAGCCCAUGAGCCUUCCCAAGAAAAAGAAAUCCAAGAAGCUCAAGGAGAGCAAGUCCAAAGGGAAGCGGAAGAAGAAAGAGGGGAGCAACGAUGAGCUUUCAGAGAAUGAGGAGGAUCUGGAAGAGAAGUCAGAGAGCGAAGGCAGUGACUACUCCCCUAACAAAAAGAAGAAGAAGAAACUCAAGGACAAGAAGGAGAAAAAAGCCAAGCGGAAGAAGAAGGACGAGGACGACGAUGACAAUGACGACGGGUGCUUAAAGGAGCCCAAGUCCUCGGGGCAACUCAUGGCUGAGUGGGGCCUGGACGAUGUGGACUACCUGUUCUCGGAGGAGGACUACCACACCCUGACCAACUACAAGGCCUUCAGCCAGUUCCUCCGGCCGCUCAUUGCCAAGAGGAACCCGAAGAUCCCCAUGUCCAAAAUGAUGACGGUCCUAGGUGCCAAGUGGCGGGAAUUCAGUGCCAAUAACCCUUUCAAGGGCAGCUCUGCGGCAGCAGCCGCGGCGGCGGUGGCCGCAGCCGUAGAGACGGUUACCAUCGCCCCGCCACUGGCCAUCAGCCCCCAGCAGGUGCCCCAGCCAGUGCCCAUCCGCAAGGCUAAGACCAAAGAGGGCAAGGGGCCUGGAGUGAGGAAGAAGAUCAAAGGUUCCAAAGAUGGGAAGAAGAAGGGCAAGGGGAAGAAGGUGGCUGGGCUCAAGUUCCGCUUUGGGGGGAUUGGUGGCAAGAGGAAGAGGGGCUCUUCGAGUGAGGAAGAUGAGCGGGAGGAGUCGGACUUGGAUAGUGCCAGCAUCCACAGUUCCUCCGUGCGCUCUGAGUGCUCUGCAGCCCUGGGCAAGAAGAGCAAAAGGCGGCGCAAGAAGAGGAGGAUUGACGAUGGUGAUGGCUAUGAGACGGACCACCAGGACUACUGCGAGGUGUGCCAGCAGGGGGGGGAGAUCAUCCUGUGUGACACCUGCCCGCGGGCCUACCACCUCGUCUGCCUCGACCCCGAGCUGGAGAAGGCUCCCGAGGGCAAGUGGAGCUGCCCGCACUGCGAGAAGGAGGGCAUCCAGUGGGAGCCGAAGGAUGACGACGAGGAGGAGGAGGAGGGCGGCUGUGAGGAGGAGGAGGACGACCACAUGGAGUUCUGUCGGGUGUGCAAGGACGGCGGCGAGCUGCUGUGCUGCGACGCCUGCCCCUCCUCCUACCACCUGCACUGCCUCAACCCGCCGCUGCCCGAGAUCCCAAACGGUGAAUGGCUCUGCCCGCGCUGUACUUGUCCCCCACUGAAGGGCAAAGUCCAGCGGAUCCUACACUGGAGGUGGACAGAGCCCCCGGCUCCCUUCACGGUGGGGCUGCCAGGACCAGAUGUGGAGCCGGGAAUGCCCCCACCCAAGCCCCUGGAGGGUAUCCCCGAGAGAGAGUUCUUUGUCAAGUGGGCCGGGCUCUCCUACUGGCACUGCUCCUGGGUGAAGGAGCUACAGCUGGAGCUAUACCACACGGUGAUGUAUCGCAACUACCAAAGAAAGAAUGACAUGGAUGAGCCGCCACCCUUUGACUAUGGCUCUGGUGAUGAGGACGGCAAGAGCGAGAAGAGGAAGAACAAGGACCCUCUGUACGCCAAGAUGGAGGAACGCUUUUACCGCUACGGCAUCAAGCCCGAGUGGAUGAUGAUCCAUCGCAUCCUGAACCACAGCUUUGACAAAAAGGGGGAUGUCCACUACCUGAUCAAGUGGAAAGACCUGCCCUAUGACCAGUGCACCUGGGAGAUUGAUGACAUCGACAUCCCCUACUAUGACAACCUGAAGCAGGCCUACUGGGGCCACAGGGAGCUGAUGCUGGGAGAGGACGCCAGACUGCCCAAGCGGCUGAUCAAGAAGGGCAAGAAGCUGAAGGAUGAUAAGCAGGAGAAGCCGCCAGACACGCCCAUUGUGGACCCCACGGUCAAGUUCGACAAGCAGCCAUGGUACAUCGACUCCACAGGUGGCACGCUGCACCCCUACCAGCUGGAGGGCCUCAACUGGCUGCGCUUCUCCUGGGCACAGGGCACUGACACCAUCCUGGCCGAUGAGAUGGGCCUGGGCAAGACAGUGCAAACCAUCGUGUUCCUGUACUCCCUGUACAAAGAGGGCCACUCCAAGGGGCCCUACCUGGUCAGUGCGCCCCUGUCUACCAUCAUCAACUGGGAACGUGAGUUCGAGAUGUGGGCACCCGACUUCUACGUGGUCACCUAUACGGGAGACAAGGAGAGCCGCUCUGUGAUCCGCGAGAACGAGUUUUCCUUUGAGGAUAAUGCCAUUCGGAGCGGGAAGAAAGUGUUCCGCAUGAAGAAAGAGGUGCAGAUCAAGUUCCACGUCCUCCUCACCUCCUACGAGCUCAUCACCAUCGACCAGGCCAUCCUGGGCUCCAUCGAGUGGGCCUGCCUCGUGGUGGACGAGGCCCACCGGCUCAAGAACAACCAGUCCAAGUUCUUCAGGGUCUUGAACAGCUACAAGAUCGAUUACAAGCUGCUGCUGACGGGGACGCCCCUUCAGAACAACCUCGAGGAACUCUUCCAUCUCCUCAACUUCCUGACUCCAGAGAGGUUCAACAACCUGGAGGGUUUCCUGGAGGAGUUUGCUGACAUCUCCAAGGAGGACCAGAUCAAGAAGCUGCACGACCUGCUGGGGCCCCACAUGCUCCGGCGGCUCAAGGCCGACGUUUUCAAGAACAUGCCGGCCAAGACGGAGCUGAUCGUCCGCGUGGAGCUGAGCCAGAUGCAGAAGAAGUACUACAAGUUCAUCCUCACGCGGAACUUCGAGGCGCUGAACUCCAAGGGGGGCGGGAACCAGGUGUCCCUGCUCAACAUCAUGAUGGACCUGAAGAAGUGCUGCAACCACCCCUACCUCUUCCCUGUGGCUGCAGUGGAGGCCCCUGUCUUGCCCAAUGGCUCCUACGAUGGCAGCUCCCUGGUGAAGUCUUCCGGGAAGCUCAUGCUGCUGCAGAAGAUGCUCAAGAAGUUGCGUGAUGAGGGGCACCGUGUGCUGAUCUUCUCUCAGAUGACCAAGAUGCUGGACCUUCUAGAAGAUUUCCUGGAAUACGAGGGCUACAAAUAUGAGCGGAUUGAUGGUGGCAUCACCGGGGGCCUCCGGCAAGAAGCGAUCGACAGAUUCAACGCCCCCGGGGCCCAGCAGUUCUGCUUCCUGCUCUCGACCCGGGCGGGUGGCCUGGGCAUCAACCUGGCCACGGCAGACACGGUCAUCAUCUACGACUCAGACUGGAACCCGCACAAUGACAUCCAGGCCUUCAGCCGUGCCCACCGCAUUGGGCAGAACAAGAAGGUAAUGAUCUACCGCUUCGUAACCCGGGCCUCUGUGGAGGAGCGCAUCACGCAGGUGGCCAAGCGCAAGAUGAUGCUCACCCACCUGGUGGUGCGUCCGGGCCUGGGCUCCAAGUCGGGGUCCAUGACCAAGCAGGAGCUGGAUGACAUCCUCAAGUUCGGCACCGAGGAGCUCUUCAAGGACGACGUGGAGGGUAUGAUGUCGCAGGGCCAGAGGCCUGUAACGCCCAUCCCUGACGUGCAGCCCUCCAAAGGGGGAGCCCUGGCUGCUAGCGCAAAGAAAAAACACAGCAGCACCCCGCCAGGUGACAACAAGGACGUGGAGGACAGCAGUGUGAUCCACUAUGAUGAUGCGGCCAUCUCCAAGCUGCUGGACCGGAACCAGGAUGCCACCGACGACACGGAGCUACAGAACAUGAAUGAGUACCUCAGCUCCUUCAAGGUGGCGCAGUACGUGGUGCGCGAAGAGGAUGGCGUGGAGGAGGUGGAGCGGGAGGUGAUCAAGCAGGAGGAGAACGUGGACCCUGACUACUGGGAGAAGCUGCUGCGGCACCACUAUGAGCAGCAGCAGGAGGACCUGGCCCGCAACCUGGGCAAGGGCAAGCGCAUCCGCAAGCAGGUCAACUACAAUGACGCGUCCCAAGAGGACCAGGAGUGGCAGGAUGAGCUCUCAGACAACCAGUCUGAGUAUUCCAUCGGCUCCGAGGAUGAGGAUGAGGACUUUGAGGAAAGACCAGAAGGGCAGAGUGGACGGCGGCAGUCCAGGAGGCAGCUGAAAAGUGACAGGGACAAGCCCCUGCCCCCUCUUCUUGCUCGAGUUGGCGGCAACAUUGAGGUCCUCGGCUUCAAUGCCCGACAGCGGAAAGCCUUUCUGAAUGCCAUCAUGCGCUGGGGCAUGCCGCCCCAGGACGCCUUCAACUCCCACUGGCUGGUGCGAGAUCUCCGCGGGAAGAGUGAGAAGGAGUUUAGAGCCUAUGUGUCCCUCUUCAUGCGGCACCUGUGUGAGCCGGGGGCGGACGGCGCGGAGACCUUUGCGGAUGGCGUGCCCCGGGAGGGCCUCUCCAGGCAGCACGUGCUCACGCGCAUCGGGGUCAUGUCACUGGUUAGGAAGAAGGUUCAGGAGUUUGAGCACGUCAAUGGGAAGUAUAGCACGCCGGACUUGGUCCCCGAGGGACCUGAGGGCAAGAAGCCUGGAGAGGUCAUCUCCUCGGACCCCAACACGCCGGUGCCUGCCAGCCCUGCUCAUCUCCCACCAGCCCCACUGGGCUUGCCAGACAAAAUGGAAACACAGCUGGGCUUCGUGGAUGAGAAGGAGCCAAUGGUGCAGAAGCCAAAGAAGCCCUUGGAUGUCCAGGCCCUGCCAACUGCCCUGGACAGAGUGGAGGGUGAGGACAAGCACGAGAGCUCAGACAACAAGGAGAGAGCCCGAGAGGAGCGGCCAGAGGAGGUGGAGAAGGCCCAGCCCUCCCCGGAGCAGCUGCCCAAAGAGGAAGUGCCUCCUGAGAAGGAGAGAGCGCUGGACAAGCUGGAGCUAGGCUUGAGUCACAGCAGAGGGGACGGCAGCGACUGCAGGCCAGAUGACCCCAAAGCUGAGGAGAAGGAGCCCGCUGAGACACAGCAAAACGGUGACAGAGAGGAGGACGAUGAGGGGAAGAAGGAAGAGAAGAACGGGAAGUUCAAAUUCAUGUUCAACAUUGCCGACGGGGGCUUCACGGAGCUGCAUACAUUGUGGCAGAAUGAGGAACGUGCCGCCGUGUCCUCGGGAAAGAUCUAUGACAUCUGGCACCGGCGCCAUGACUACUGGCUGCUGGCGGGCAUCGUGACGCAUGGCUAUGCCCGCUGGCAGGACAUCCAGAAUGACCCGAGGUACAUGAUCCUCAAUGAGCCCUUCAAGUCUGAGAUCCACAAGGGCAACUACCUGGAGAUGAAGAACAAGUUCCUGGCCCGCAGGUUCAAGCUGCUGGAGCAGGCGCUGGUCAUCGAGGAGCAGCUCCGGAGGGCCGCGUACCUCAACAUGACCCAGGACCCCAACCACCCAGCCAUGGCCCUCAACGCCCGCCUGGCCGAGGUGGAGUGCCUUGCCGAGAGCCACCAGCACCUGUCCAAGGAGUCCCUUGCCGGGAACAAGCCUGCCAAUGCUGUCCUGCACAAGGUCCUGAACCAGCUGGAGGAGCUGCUGAGUGACAUGAAGGCAGAUGUGACGCGCCUGCCCUCCAUGUUGUCACGCAUCCCCCCGGUGGCUGCCCGCUUGCAGAUGUCAGAGCGCAGCAUCUUGAGCCGCCUGACCAACCGUGCCGGGGACCCCACCAUCCAGCAGGGCGCUUUUGGCUCCUCCCAGAUGUACAACAACAACUUUGGGCCCAACUUCCGGGGCCCUGGACCGGGAGGGAUUGUCAACUACAACCAGAUGCCCCUAGGGCCCUAUGUGACCGAUAUCUAGCCGUCCCUGUGACUUCCCCCUGUUGCAGCGCUCAUUUCCAGCUGAGCCACACUUACCGGGCCACCUGCCUGACCCCCAUGGGAGAGAAAAGCUGCUGCCUUUUUAGAACCGGUGCCACCUUGGGACAAAAGGGAAAUGGAGAAGUGCCAUCAUCUCACAGAGAACGAGGCUUAGCCUGGCUGGCCAGAGCCCAGAGUGCCACCUCGUCGUAAUUGAGUUCUUCCACACAGCGUCACACCCACUGCCAUGCUGGACAUGCCCUCUCGCCACCUUUUCCAGACGACUUCCUAGAGAGAUUUCAUUUAUCUGUACAUCUUUUGCACUUUCCUAUUGAAGAUUCGGAUGAAUUUGUCUUGAUAAAAGUUGGAUGACGUAUGGAAGAUUCUGAGCACAGCACUCACGUUUUGUCACCAGGCUCCAGACCUAAGGGGAAGCUCCCUGGAGGCCCUGGCGCCACCCUGCAGGCUCAGCCCAGCUGGGGAGAACUCAGUGUUUCCUGUGCCCCGUCCUGCCUGCCCUCCUGCUGCAGCCCCUGCCCGCCUGGUACCCCCAGAACCAGGUGGGCCAGGUGGGAGAGGGGCCACCUUGCUCUGUCGGAGGAGAUGCUGCUGAUGCCUGGAUCAGACAGGGUUUUCCUGUCUCCUUCCUGCCAGGGAUGGAGACCACCAGGUAGAGGCUGUCUUCUGGGGGAUACAUGUCUGUCCCUGGCCCAGCAUGUCCUGAAGGUUGGGCUCUUGCUACCAGCAGAGAGGCCCCAGAAGUGCAUGGCAGGCUUCAGCGUGUGCGGCCAGGGAGGAGGGGCACGAGUCUGUUGGAGCCACUGUAGGAAGGGAUGGAGGUUUGCCAUCUGCUGGGGGUGUGGUUCUGGGCAGGUGAGAGCUUGUGUCCUGGUAAGGAGGGACCUGGUCAUUUGAUGGCCCAGGAGACCCUGCCUUGUCCUGUGUCCUGCGAGGCCUGUCCACCCACCUUGGGGUAUAGACUUUUCUGUUCUGGGCCACAGAUGUGGGGGAAUCAGGCGGACCCCUGAGGCCUGGACUGUCCCCUUCUCUGUCCCUGGGGGGUCCUCCAUCCGGGCUCUUGCUGCAUGAGGCAGGGGCCCCAGCUGCCCUUGCUGAGUUCUUGGAGGGUGUGGGAAGGGCUCUGCGGGGAGGCAGGGGACUGGACCAGUGGCCUCUAGACCCUUCUUAGCAGGAGCCUUCCUGCUUCUGCCUCCUCUGUGGGAAGGCCGUGGAGCCCCUGCCCUUCUUCCCCACUGUGCAUGUUGGAAUCCAGCUCCACCCUUGCUCCUUCCCCGCCCUCAAGACCUCAUAAUGCCCCGACGCUGGGUGGGGGUCCGUUGAGUGCAGAAGGAAAUUCACUGAGGAACUGGCUGGGCUUGGGGGCGAGAGGGGCUGAGACUCCACUCCCUGGGAGAGGCAUGAGGGACAUGGUGUCUCUGGGCCUGUCGGGGACAGAAGUGAGGCCAGGGGCAGUAGUAAGUCUCAGCCUCAUCUCACGGACACUUGGGCAAAUGCCUGGCCCUCCCUGAGCUCCAGGUUGCUCAUCUGUAACAUGGCUUUUUCUCUGAACCCCUGGACCAGACCCCAAGGCCCCUGGUUCCAGUCUUGAUCCAAGUCUGGCCCAACUCUGAGAGCGGGGUGGGCAGGGGGAGGAGAACCCCGGAGGUGGAGAGGGCUGGAUUGUCGCAGGCUUGAGCACCCAGAGUUCCCGGGGUGGCUGCCCCCGCCUCCCAGGAGGGUGGCCCUUGUCCUCACAAGCCCCUGUGGUCAUCUAGCACCACCAUCCUCUGGUCAGCGCGAGAAGACCUGCCUCGAGCUCACUCCCCAACCCAGGGCCACUGUGAUGUCAUCCUCAGUGGGUGGGCAGUCGGCCCCUGGGUGGCCUCUGGGACAGCCCCGGCCCCGCCCCAGUGCAGGGUCCUGAGGCCAGGUGAUGACCCUCUCCCUUGCCCUCCCAAGGGCUGGUGGUCUCCCUGGUUGUGACUCCGCCCUGGAAACCUUGCUCGGUCCCUCUCUCUGCUUCUUCCCAGGCCUGUCCAGGGGGCCCUCGUCCCCCUUCCCUGCUAGGCUGGAGGUGGCACCCACAGCCAGCCUGGCCCCUGGAAGAGCGUGUUCUCCGUGACCAGCACCCAAGAAACCCGGGAGGGUGGGCUGCCGAAAGUGGGGCAGGUUUCUGAAAGGAAAGGUUUUCCAGAAUGUUCUCAUCCUGGUUCCUCAGUGACUUCCUGCCAAAGCUGUGGUGGGGAGCGGGGAGCCCGGGGGAGGCCUGCCUUGGCCUCUUCAGGCCGCUUGGAUUUGCCCUGGAGAUGGCAGCCCUUGAGCCCCAGGGCAGCCUGCCCUCUGUUUUGUCCAGUGUGGGGGUUUGUUGAACUGCCUUUGGCCCAAAGGGCUCAGCAGUCUGCCAGGUGGCACUGGCCUUUGGGUUGGAGUGGCCACUUCUGAGGGCGCCCCUCCCACACACCUGCUCUGUCCCCUGAGGCCAGGCGUGAGGAGCCUCCUGAAGGGCAGCCGGAGGCUCCUGUCUCCUGCAGCUUUGACUCCUCCCAGAGGCAGGCCCGACCCCUUGUCCCACAGCCAGGUCCUCCUGUGGCUGGGCUUCCUUCCCAGAAUCCUCUGGCUGCUCUCCACCCAGGCCCAGGGUUGACCAGGACUCGGCCUGCAGGUCCCAGGGCCACUGAGGGCCUGAGGGGUGGGCUUGGGGACCUGUGGCCUCUAGUGUGCAUGGGGGCCGGGGAGGGCGAGGCUGACCCACCCCUCUGCCCUCGCUGUCCCGGUGGCCUGGUUGUAGCUUCAGGUGGACGGUGCCCCCGCCCUUCUGCACAGCCUUGGCACCUAGGGGAGCCGCUGCUCCUGCUGGUCCCCGAGUUUACAGGUUGUGGCCGUCAGCCCAAGGCGUGGGGGUUGUUGUGUUUAUGGGUUUUUUUCCCCUUAAGUUUCAGAUUUUUUUUUUAAACAAAGUAUUUUUUUAGGUGCGAUACCCAGAAAGGGCCCGUUGGGUGUGUGUGUGUGUGUGUCCCGGCUCCUCGCACGGAGGUUGGCGCCCCCGCCUUGCAGCUCCUGCUGGCUUGGCCUGGAGAGGAGGGAAGGCCCACCUGGGCGGCUGAGGAGGGACUUGCCUGCCCAGGCCCCUGGCCCAGGCACAUCCUCAGGCUGGCCAAGGGAGGGCCUGGCACUCUGGGCCAGCUAAGAGGGUCUCUCCUGCUGCGGGGUCCCUAGUGGGGCAGGGGUUGAACCUUGGACACCAAGUUCCCCGGGGGUUGUGGCUCACCGUCUCCUGCAGGAGGCUGGCAGAGACCACAGCCAACACAGUCACCUUUUCUUUGUACUCUGCGUGUAUGUUUUGGUUUCUGUGUUUUAAUAAACCCUUUGGG
Messenger RNA from Marmota monax (woodchuck), 9296 nucleotides. RefSeq names its product chromodomain helicase DNA binding protein 5 (gene Chd5). Gene Ontology annotation, biological process: chromatin remodeling; negative regulation of transcription by RNA polymerase II. Gene Ontology annotation, molecular function: ATP hydrolysis activity; histone binding; chromatin binding. The record is from RefSeq and is a predicted model, not a curated record. Lineage: Eukaryota; Metazoa; Chordata; Mammalia; Rodentia; Sciuridae. Bases 62 to 5926 code for a protein of 1954 amino acids. The transcript has 42 exons. Gene Ontology annotation, cellular component: chromatin; NuRD complex; nucleus.